CAUUUCCCGUCGGCCUCCGCGACAAAGCGAAAGUGAGCGAAUAGCGCAGAAAAGUCGGUCUGGAAGGGAAAAGAAAAGAGGCGAUGUGUCCACAAACGUCCCCACUUUCCCUUCCGCGCUAACGAAACUCUGCGUGGGUUUAAAAGUUGGGACGACUUGACGUGGAAUUGAGAGCCUGAGAGACAGAAUCCACGAUGUCUUCUUACACGGUGGUUUUCUUUGACCUGGAGACAACUGGAUUGGACACGCAGGUGUGUGACAUCGUCCAGAUAUCGGCCGUCUACGCCGAGCGGGUCUUCAACGCCUACACCGUCCCGCGCUGCGACAUCACCAAGGAGGCCGCCAGGCUGACCGGGUUCUCGGUCACGGAUGGCGCCCUGUUCCUCCACGGCCAGCCCGUGUCCACCGUCCCGCUGCACCAGGCGCUGGUUUCCUUCAUCGACUUCCUGCGCUCCUUCUGCGGGCCCGUGUACUUGGCGGCCCACAACGCCAACCGCUUCGACGCCCCCGUGCUCAACCGGGUGCUGAAGGAGUUCUCCCUGCUGGAGCAGUUCCAGAGAGUGGUGCCCAGGUUCCUGGACACCUUCCUGCUGAGCAAGCAUCUCUUCCCGCGCUUCCCCAGCUACUCCCAGAGGUACAUGGUGGAGCGCUUCCUGGACAAGACCUACAACGCCCACGACGCCACGGAGGACGCCAAGAUGCUGCAGGAGCUCUUUCUCAAAUGGAAGCCGAGCCGCAGGGUUGUGUGCAACGCCUUGAUUUAGCAAAAGAAAGGGAUGGAUUUUUAUAAAUGCACCUUCACCGUCUGAUGUACCGCACUCUGCUAACUCCCUUUUGUAUCCAUCCUCAAUAAAAAGCACCUUCUUCUAA
Molecule: messenger RNA, 870 nt
Organism: Nerophis lumbriciformis (worm pipefish)
Lineage: Eukaryota; Metazoa; Chordata; Actinopteri; Syngnathiformes; Syngnathidae
Product: DNA polymerase III subunit epsilon-like
Biological process (GO): DNA catabolic process
Cellular component (GO): cytoplasm
Molecular function (GO): 3'-5'-DNA exonuclease activity; nucleic acid binding
Source: RefSeq, a predicted model, not a curated record